Callorhinchus milii (elephant shark) is the source of this 2446-nucleotide messenger RNA. RefSeq names its product negative elongation factor complex member B (gene nelfb). The coding region runs from base 34 to 1836 and encodes 600 amino acids. Gene Ontology annotation, biological process: negative regulation of transcription elongation by RNA polymerase II. The transcript is spliced from 13 exons. NCBI's taxonomy places the organism in Eukaryota, Metazoa, Chordata, Chondrichthyes, Chimaeriformes, Callorhinchidae. Gene Ontology annotation, cellular component: nucleus; NELF complex. The record is from RefSeq and is a predicted model, not a curated record.
GGGGCCCGGGGCGGAAGGGGCGGGGCCGGCGCCAUGUUCUCGGGGCUGCAGGAACUCGGCAUCGCGAGCGGCGAUGAACUGAAGGAAACUCUGACCAACUGCACCGAACCUCUGAAAGCCAUCGAUCAGUUCCAGAUCGAGAAUGGAAUCUUACUGCCGUCCCUGCAGUCGGCUCUGCCUUUCUUGGACCUGCACAGCAUCCCGCGGCUCGAGUUCCACCAGUCCGUGUUUGACGAACUGCGAGAGAAGCUGCUGGAUAAGGUCGCCACCAUCGCAUCCGAGGGAAAAGAUGGAGAGAGAUACAACAAACUGGAAGAUCUGUUGGGGAAAUGCUUCCCACUGGUGAAAGUGCCGUCAAUACAGCCGGUCGUUAUGUGUGUAAUGAAACACUUACCAAAGGUACCCGAAGAGAAGCUGAAGCUGGUGAUGGCAGACAAGGAUCUGUAUAAAAUCUGUGCCACUGAGGUCAAACGGCAGAUCUGGCAGGACAACCAGGCGCUCUUUGGAGAUGAGGUCUCGCCGCUGCUCAAGCAGUACAUCGUUGAGAAGGAAAACGCCCUGUUCAGCAGUGACCUGUCAGUGCUGCACAACUUCUUCUCGGCCUCCCCCAAAGCCAGGCGCCAGGGAGAGGUUGUGCAGAAGUUAACCAACAUGAUUGGGAAAAACGUCAAGCUCUACGACAUGGUUCUGCAGUUCCUGCGCACUCUGUUCCUGCGCACGAGGAACGUGCAUUACUGCACCCUGCGGGCAGAGCUCCUGAUGUCCCUGCACGACCUCGAUAUCAGCGAAAUCUGUUCAGUCGACCCCUGUCACAAGUUUACCUGGUGCCUGGACGCGUGUAUUCGAGAGAGAUUUGUGGAUGCAAAGCGAGCCCGAGAGCUGCAGGGUUUCUUGGAUGGAGUGAAGAAGGGACAGGAGCAGGUGCUCGGCGACCUCUCGAUGAUACUCUGCGAUCCCUUUGCGAUAAACACUCUGGCCCUGAGCACUGUGAAGAACCUGCAGGAGCUGGUCAGCCAGGAUGCGUUGCCUCGGUUAGCUCAGGAUCUGCGUGUGGUGCUUAAAACUCUUGAUUGUGGAUUUGGACAGGACAGUGCUGACCUCCUCCUCCUGCUGCGAAUGCUCUCACUUGGACAAGGAGCCUGGGAUAUGAUUGACAGCCAGGUGUUCAAGGAGCCCAAACCAGAGAUCGAACUGACUACCAGGUUCCUGCCCAACCUGAUGGCCUUCGUGGUGGAUGAUCACACUUUCAACGUGGACCAAAAGUUGCCGAGCGAGGAGAAGGUCGCCCUCGUGUACCCCACCACCCUGCCCGAGUCCUUCCUCAAGUUCGUCCAGGAGAAUCGGGUGGCCUGUGAAAUCGUGCUUUAUUACGUGCUACACAUCACUAAACAGAGGAACAAAAAUGCCAUCCUCCGUUUGCUCCCUGCUUUGGCUGAGACCCACGGUGACAUGGCAUCCAGCGACAUUUUCUUGCACCUGUUCACCAGCCACCUGACGUUGCUCACGGAAGAGUUCGCUUCAGAGGAGUUCUGCACCACGCUGUUCGGAUUCUUCCUUACAUCGAUUUCCAGUAAAGAGAACGUACACAGACAUGUCCUUCGGCUGCUGCUCCAUCUUCACCUCAAAGUGGUCCAGUCAAAGAUGGUUUUGCUGCUAAAGACACUGGAACCUGGCAAACAGAGCACUGAGGCAGUGAAGGAGCUGUACACCCAACUCACUGAGAAGAUGGAGGUGGUGAAGCAGAGCCCUGUACAAACGGGGGAAACGCCACCUCUGGACCUGCCUGUGAGGACAGUCACUGCACCCACCACCACCACCACCACCACCACCGCCUGAGAGCUGGAGCCCUUGUGCCAACACCUAUUGCCAGGUUCACUGGCCCUUGUUUUGGAGUGGAUCUCUGAGCGCACGGAAGUCACAUCUACAGCUCUUUCCUUGUUAAACCUAUAGAAGUUCAAAGAGUUGAAGUCCUGAUAAAAUCCACAUUUUUAUUGGCAGCAUUUAUUCUAUUUAGCUUCCCCUCCUCUUUUCUCCUUCCCCCCCCCAAAAAAAAAAACAAUUGCACACAACAGUGCCCCACAAAUAGCCAUGAAACAAAUUACCAAUUUUUUUUAUUUGGGGGAUUGUUAGAACUUUUUUAUUUAGGAAGUUUUAUCGGCAAGUUCAGGACUUUUGAUUUUUUUUUAACCCGGUUUUACCAAGGAAACCGUUGCCUUUAGUGUGAUCCAAAGUAGUAAAGAGUGGCGGGGGGGGGGGUUGAAUAUUGUAUUUUGUACUGUAUUACAGUUACUUAAAUGUUUAAAAACUAUGUUUUUGUUUCAAUAAGGCCAACUGGAAAUUUCAGUCUCAGCUCAUUUCUUAUUUAAUGUGCAAUUUAAAAAGGUGGCCAUUUAAAAUGAUGUAUCACUUUUUUUUAAUGAAAAAAAAUAAAAGUUUGAAAUAUGUA